UUACUCCUUUGAUCUCAUUUUACAGGCUUCUGGAGUAACAGUGCAUGAUGAAGUCAUAAAGGUUUUUAAUGACAUGAAAGUAAGGAAAUCCUCAACCCCAGAAGAGAUUAAAAAAAGAAAGAAAGCAGUUCUCUUCUGCUUAAGCGAUGACAAAAAACAAAUAAUUGUAGAGGAGGCGAAGCAGAUUUUGGUUGGUGACAUUGGAGAUACGGUGGAGGACCCCUAUACAGCCUUCGUGAAGUUAUUACCUCUGAAUGAUUGCCGAUACGCUUUGUACGAUGCCACAUAUGAGACAAAGGAGUCUAAGAAAGAAGACCUGGUAUUUAUAUUCUGGGCUCCUGAAAGUGCACCUUUAAAAAGCAAGAUGAUCUACGCAAGCUCUAAAGAUGCCAUUAAAAAGAAAUUUACAGGUAUUAAACACGAGUGGCAAGUAAAUGGGUUGGAUGAUAUUAAGGACCGUUCAACACUUGGAGAAAAAUUGGGAGGCAACGUGGUAGUUUCACUUGAAGGAAAACCCUUAUAAAAAGACAGACAAGUGCCAUCUGGAUCUAAGGAGCUUCCAUUUCUGCAGCUCGUUCAAUUGGAAUAGUAUUAGCCUCCCUUUCCCCUUCCCUCCUUGAACAAAUAAGUCCUUUCCCCGCACCCCUGAAGGAGAUGUCAUUGUUAAGCAGCCUACCAGUGAUUGCCAUUAGACUGUUUAAUCCUGGUAGUUUUAUGUAGGAUCCAAGGAAUGCUUUCACGUCAUACUCUUAGCCAAAACUGACGUUGCAUGCAUUCCUUGCAACAUGUACAAUGAAUGUGAUAGUUAAUGUGAAUAGUCUAGCAGACAGCAGAGGGUAAGCUAAGCGAAUGCCUUGGAAGUGUUGGCCACUGGUCGGAUGGUAGACUCUCUACAGUAUUACUUACAGUUGCACUUGAUUGCAGUUCCAUGAGGCUCUUGUGCAUUCAUACACCUCACCUGCCUUGACAAGCCUAUUUUUGUGACAUGGCAGCACACAACACUAUGCAUUUAAAGCACUUUUUUUGUAAUAUGUUUGACUCCCCUCCCCGCCCCCCAGAGGAAUGCCAAUUAAGUUGCUGUAACUGUGUCAUCAAAUUAUCGUAGUACCUCAUUCCUGUUACAUGCAUAUCUUUAUAAAUGAAGUAGCUGUUACGAUGCCUUUUGUUUUCCAUUGAAUGUACACUACUGAACAGGAGUAAAGGUUAUCUGUUUACCAUGUGAGUCUUGAAACACUAAAGUUCUGUAAAACAUCAGUCAUUAUGGCAAUUUCUGUAUUAAAAAGAGCCUUAAAUGGAACGUUGUUUUUUGAGAUCAAAAACUGGCCACGUUGCAAUAAAACUUGUGGCUUAUUACAGAACGUUGCCUUGUUUUCAUUGGAAAAUAAUAGUUUUUAAGUAUGUUUAAUUUAAGCAUAUUUCAAAUAAGUUAACUUCUGUGGAAAGUAUUGUAAAGAUAAACAGUCAUUAAUCUCAUCUUAAAUAAUGCAAGUUUUUCAUUCCUCGUCAUGGUUUAGGUACUGCUUUACAAUACUCUGUGUGGCUCUAUUCUGAUCACUGGAUGAAGGACCUAUUCCUAGUUUACCAUUUGACUAAAGAAGCUACCACUCCUAGAGACCAUUAGUUCCAUGAACCAUGAAACACUUGUGUCAGAAGCUUAAAAAUACCGAGUAAUGAACCGUGCAGUGUGUUUCGUACCUGAAUGUUCUUAAAGUUCUACAUGCCAGAGUCAAACCCUUAAUGCAAUCUUACA
Tinamus guttatus (white-throated tinamou) is the source of this 1750-nucleotide messenger RNA. NCBI's taxonomy places the organism in Eukaryota, Metazoa, Chordata, Aves, Tinamiformes, Tinamidae. The record is from RefSeq and is a predicted model, not a curated record.